Molecule: messenger RNA, 709 nt
Organism: Epinephelus lanceolatus (giant grouper)
Lineage: Eukaryota; Metazoa; Chordata; Actinopteri; Perciformes; Serranidae
Source: RefSeq, a predicted model, not a curated record
UCAACAAAACUACAGUCUGCCACUUUUGGCUUGGAGCACAUCUUUAGAGAAAUGGGACAGAUCUAUGAAGCCCAUGCAUCUCUGCAGAAACAAACAACAAGGGGACAAACUGACUGGUCUAAAUACCCUGAGCUGGCUGCAGAGCUGAUGAUAUCAGGACACCCAAUGGAGCUGAUGGAUGGUGAUGCAGGUCAUGUGCCUUCAACGUGGAUCUCUAGUCUUUUAGAUGAGGUCAUCAAGAAACUGGGCGACAAGAGAGUUUUUGUUUUGUCAGUGCUGGGUGUACAAAGCAGUGGAAAAUCAACAACGCUGAAUGCCAUGUUUGGGUUACAGUUUGCAGUGAGUGCUGGCAGGUGCACCAAGGGUGCCUUCAUGCAGCUGGUCAAAGUUUCAGAUGAGAUCAAGAAAGACUUUCACUUUGACUACAUUCUAGUGGUGGACACUGAAGGACUGCGCGCUCUUGAGUUGGAGGGUAACACCAGUCUUCACCACGACAAUAAACUGGCAACAUUUGUUGUUGGUCUGGGAAACAUGACACUGAUCAACAUCUUUGGAGAGAAUCCAGCUGAGAUGCAAGAUGUUCUGCAGAUUGUUGUUCAGGCUUUCAUAAGGAUGAAAAACGUUGAACUUUCUCCAAGUUGUGUGUUUGUCCACCAGAAUGUUACAAAAAUCCAGCUGCAGAGAAAAACUUGAAUGGAAAAACACUGUA